AUGAGUCGGGAAUGUGCCGCUUGUGACCGCAACCUCCCUCAAUCAUCCUACAAGGCCAACCAGUACGCCAAGGGUCCCGGCGUAUCGCGAUGCAAGCAAUGCGUCCACGGCCAUUAUUCCGACAACCCAUCCACAAGGCAUUCCGACGCCGGCAGAUUCAACAACUCCUUCCGAGCUCACAUCCCAAACUCGGCCCUAGAGCAGCCAUUUGCAGAGGGUGCUUUUCGCCGAGUGGCCAGAGGGACGUACACUUCAGGCCCUCGUCAAGGACAGGCAUGUGUUGUCAAGUGGUUCAAGCGUGGCGCUGUCUUCUCGAAAGAUUAUUUCCAUCUCGACAUCAAGGCUGUAGACAAGGCCCUGGAGUUUGUCAACGGGUUCAAUGAUCUGGGCAUCAUCAACAAAACCGUCAAAAUCAAUGUACCUUCAGUGUGGCAAUUCGACGACGACAAUGACAACGAGUGGGCAGGCCAGAGCGUUCUAUGCGAGCCAUUUAUCCAAAACUACCAAAAGUUCAACAGCAAUAGCGGAUGGACCGAUGAGACUAGGGUAUGGGGGGAAGUCAUGCAGGCCCUCAGCCACUUUAGCUACCAUGUGUCCGGCGGCUAUUAUGUUCUGUGCGACCUCCAAGGCGGCAUCUACCGGCAUCAGAUGGUCCUCUCUGACCCUGUUAUCCUGUCUCGGCAUCGUCAAUACGGCGUGACAGAUCUUGGCCCCAAGGGCAUCAGCUCGUUUUUCGCCCAGCAUGUCUGCAACGACUUCUGUCGCCCGCACUGGACGCAGCCUGCCAACCCGCAGCAACACUUCCGCCCGAUCCCGGGCACCAGUAUGAUGCGACGAACAGUGCCGACCGAACACUCACGGCCCCUUCGUACAAGGUUCCCCGACAGGUAG
This is a messenger RNA of Metarhizium brunneum ARSEF 3297, 891 nucleotides long. It is a transcript of the gene vwkA, whose product is annotated as Alpha-protein kinase vwkA. The record is from RefSeq and is a predicted model, not a curated record. Gene Ontology annotation, molecular function: ATP binding; protein serine/threonine kinase activity. Gene Ontology annotation, biological process: protein phosphorylation. NCBI's taxonomy places the organism in Eukaryota, Fungi, Ascomycota, Sordariomycetes, Hypocreales, Clavicipitaceae.